AUGGCAGCCUUCGCUGCUGCGGCCACUGCUGUGUCAGCCGCCUCGCUCAAGGACAUCAAGCACCUCGUCUUCUUCAUGCAGGAGAACAGAGGCUUCGACCAUUACUAUGGCACCAUGGCCGGUGUGCGCGGUUUCGCUGACCCUAACGUUCCCGUCUCUGAGAAUAACCUCACGACAUUUCAACAACCCGUCAACCCCGCUGUGGACGGCAGCUCCAUCUUGACGCCUUGGUAUAUUAAUUACGCUGGUGGCGAUUAUUCAAAUGCGACGCAGUGCAUGGAUGCCGGGAGCAACGGCUGGGUUGCCAUGCACGGCGCCUGGUCCAAUGGCGCCUACAACAACUGGACACAUGCCGAUACCCUCUACAGCAUGGCCUACUUUACUCGCAAGGAACUGCCCACCCAUUUCGAUAUCAUGGAUAGCUUCACCAUUUUGGACAUGAACCACCAGUCCAUCAUGGGGCCGACUGACCCAAACCGUUGUAUGUGGAUGAGCGGCUCUGUCAACUCGCCGGGAUCGCCAUCGAACCCUGACAGCGACGGUGGUGCCAUGCUUGAUAAUACUAUCACGCCAGGCUGUGAUAUUACGUACCCAGUCAAGGCCAACUGCUUUCCUUUCCAGUGGAAGACGUUCCCUGAGUACCUCCAGGACGCUGGUAUCUCGUGGCAGGUGUACCAGGACCUGGAUAACUUCGAGGACAACCCACUUGCCUACUUUGAGCAAUACCUGUACGCCGCCAAUGGCUCGGCGCUCAAGGAGAAGGGUGACUCAUACCUUGGCUUGCAGGCAUUCACCAAGGCCGCUGCCGAGGGAACUUUGCCGGCUGUCAGCUGGAUUAUUGGUCCGGCGGAGCUAUCUGAGCAUCCGCCUAAUCGUCCCGUGGACGGUGCCUGGCUCCAACAGCAAAUUGUAGAGGCUGUGGUGGACAGCCCCCUCUACAACGAGACCGUUUUGGUUAUCAGCUACGAUGAGCAGGGAGGCUGGUUCGACCACGUGCCGCCCGUCGUUGCUCCAAAGGGAACUCCUGGUGAAUGGCUCAUUGACCCGUACACAUCGUCUGAUCCGGAUUACUACACUGCCCUUGGGCCCGGUCCCCGUGUUCCGCGUGUCAUUGUCUCGCCGUACACCACGGGUGGUAACGUAUUCACUGAGUUGACCGACCACACUUCCGAUAUCAUGUUCGCUGAGGCGUGGGCUGCUGCCCAGGGCUACAAGGGUGUCCACAGCCAGGAGAUCACCCCGUGGCGUCGUGCCACCAUGUCCAACCUAGUGAACGCCUUUGACUUCGAGAACCCCAACUUCACCAAGCCCUACAUUUCCCCAGUCCCCGAGCCCCCCACGCUCCCCAUCCAGCCGUCCGACUUCAGCGGCAAUAUUUCCACUCUUGGCUCCAACACCGGCCCGUGGGCUCAGCCUUCGUUGUGCUUGUCUGAGUACCCCAACAACCAACCGGCUAUCCCCUUCGGGCCCGCAAACACCAACCAGAACAUGAGCCUCCUUGUUGAGGAGGGCUUUAAGCGGGUCCGCGGUCAGCUAUCGGAGGGCCGCUAUCUGGUCUUUGAGACCGCACACUUCUCCUUGACCAACGUCGACGGCAUCGUUAUUCUGUUACCCGCCACCGCCGCUCACGAGGACAUCCGCCAGCGCUGGAUCAUCCACGCGGCUGAUGACGCUGCUGUUCCCACCUCUUUCUACAUCCAGUCUGCAUUGGAUAAGACCUACAUCGCUGCCAAUCCCCUAGGCUGGCUUACCUCGGACGUCAAGCACGCGCAGGCCUUCACCUUCAAGUACACGGCCAACGGUGCCACCUACACCCUGCAUCCCACAGACAACGACGACAUAUGGACCAGCAUCCUAGGGGACCUUUCGUCCUUCGUCAAGUUCAAGAUUUUCAGCGUUGCCUACCACUAG
Molecule: messenger RNA, 1911 nt
Organism: Talaromyces proteolyticus
Lineage: Eukaryota; Fungi; Ascomycota; Eurotiomycetes; Eurotiales; Trichocomaceae
Product: putative non-hemolytic phospholipase C precursor
Exons: 7
Coding region: 1-1911 (636 amino acids)
Molecular function (GO): hydrolase activity, acting on ester bonds
Source: RefSeq, a predicted model, not a curated record